AACUACGGCCAAGGCCCUCGACCGUCAGGCUACCACAAUCGCCCUCCAAUCCCUCAAGCCCAACGUCCACCUACCGUUGCGCCUCCUCAGAACCCUGACCCUAACAGUCGUGAGGCACUAUGGCCACUGUUUGUUGCCGUAGACAAGGAUCGCAAUGGCCAGCUGAGCGAGUCCUCUUUGCGCAGCGCCCUGGUCAACGGUGACUACACGGCCUUUGAUGCCCACACUGUGCGCAUGAUGAUCCGCAUGUUUGACACGGAUCGCAGCGGCACCAUCAACUUUGACGAGUUCUGCGGUCUGUGGGGUUUCCUGGCUGCCUGGCGCAAUCUGUUUGAUCGCUUUGACGUGGACCGCUCAGGUAACAUCAGCUUCCAAGAGUUUGCCGAUGCUCUUGUCGCAUUUGGCUACCGUCUAAGUCCCCAGUUCGUCCAACUGCUGUUCAAUACCUUCGCCAGGACAACCCGCGGCAGGGGUGAUGAUGCGUAUAGCGGUGGACGCGAGAAGACACUCAGCUUUGAUCUCUUCGUGCAAGCGUGCAUCAGCUUGAAGCGCAUGACGGAUGUCUUUAAGAAAUACGAUGACGACCGUGAUGGAUACAUUACCCUUUCU
This is a messenger RNA of Aureobasidium subglaciale EXF-2481, 609 nucleotides long. RefSeq lists its product as uncharacterized. NCBI's taxonomy places the organism in Eukaryota, Fungi, Ascomycota, Dothideomycetes, Dothideales, Saccotheciaceae. Gene Ontology annotation, molecular function: calcium ion binding. The record is from RefSeq and is a predicted model, not a curated record. The transcript has a single exon. The annotation marks the transcript as partial.